CUGCCCCACUGGCCCAUCCAUACUGCCCCACCUCCAUCUCUGCCCUGUGACCCCUCACCACCGUCCACAGCAUUCUCACCUUUCAGCAUGCGUCUACAUCGUCUUGCCAAUACUGAGUCUCCACCUACACUUAAUGCCCGGAGACCUCCGUGAACCUUGACCCCUACCUAUCCCCACACCUCAUGUCCCUUCCUUCACAACCCCCUCCCAUGCUGCCCUCUGCCCUUCAGUCAUCAUCCCCAUCCAGCGCCCCCAGAUCCACACACUCCCUCCAUCCUCAUACAUCCUCUUGCAUACCCCAGGCUCACACAGGUCCUAUUCACAAGCACAAACACGUCACCUCUGUCGCCCCGGAGUCUCCCUCGGGGUGACUUGCUGAUGCCAGAGACAGAAGGGAGUGUGAUCAUAUCAGCCCUAGGGAAUAGAGAUGCAGGACUGUGUGUCUGGUCUGGGGGGACAUCAGGUUGGCGACCGAGUCUUUCAAUCAGCUAGCCCAUCGCUAAGGAAUGAACUGACAGCUGCCCACUGGGGCUCAUCUGGGGCUGCUGCUCUGCCAAGCCUCUUCCACACACCAGGGCUAUCUAUGGCAGUCUCUUCCUAGACCCAGUGGACUGGAUUCAGUGAAGCAGAGCCCAGCUGGCAUCCUCCACAUCUGCAAGGGUCCCUCAUGAGCCACGUGCGCACCGUGGCGCGCGAGCGAUGGGUGACACACACAAGGCGAGUGUCAGCGAAGGCCUCAGAAUCGCAUGGGUGUCCUCCUGGAUUUCCGCUUCUCUGAGGGAGCCGGCUCCUCGCACUCCACGCGCCAUGGACGCCCACGGAAAACGAGGGAAGAACACGCGUAAGUCGCGGAGCCCGAGAGUGACCUUCCUUUGCGGGGCCUGCGGGGGGGGGGGUCCAGGCUCGGAAGGCCCCGCCCCGCGUCGCCAUUGGCUGAGUCCCCGUGUCCUUUCAAAACCUCGGUUUUCAUUGGCUUAUACGGCCCCGCCCGCGCGGCCAGAAGCAGAGGGGCCGCCGCCCGCGCGCGAGUUGCGCGUGCGCAGGGCGAGCGAGCGUGCCGUGGGGGAGCCGCGGUACGCUGUGCGCCUCCGCGACAAUACUACAGCAAACUAGUCCGGACGGGUCGCCGUCCCCGUGCGGCACGGGCCCUUGACAAACCGACAGGGAACGUCCGGCUUUCCCAGCAACGCCUAGCGAUACAACAGCCGCACUGCAAAGCAAGCCUCGGGCGGAAGGGGGCGGGGCCUUAGGCGGCCCCGCCUUCGCGGAAGGAUACGCGUCUCCGUGGUCCAAAACCCCGGGGCGAGGCGGCCGGGGCGUGUGAGCCGCUCGGCCAGCUGUCGUAUACGCGCUUCCGCGCGGCCACCGGGCAACUGCGCCGCGCGGCUGCCUCGCUGAGCGCUCGGCCUCGGGGCCGCGGGGAUCCGCCGCGCUGUCUGCGGUCGGGAAGACCGCCCUCCCGCGUCCGUGCCGGACGGGUCAGAGGCGGCACCGCACGCGACGCCACCCGCGAUGCUGCUGUCUAAGUUCGGCUCCCUGGCGCACCUCUGCGGGCCUGGAGGCGUGGACCACCUCCCGGUGAAGAUCCUGCAGCCAGCCAAGGCGGACAAGGAGAGCUUCGAGAAGGUGUACCAGGUGGGCGCCGUGCUGGGCAGCGGGGGCUUCGGCACGGUCUACGCGGGCAGCCGCAUCGCCGACGGACUCCCGGUGGCCGUGAAGCACGUGGUGAAGGAGCGGGUGACCGAGUGGGGCAGUCUGGGCGGAGUGGCCGUGCCCCUGGAGGUGGUGCUGCUGCGCAAGGUGGGCGCGGCGGGCGGCGCGCGCGGCGUCAUCCGCCUGCUGGACUGGUUCGAGCGGCCCGACGGCUUCCUGCUGGUGCUGGAGCGGCCAGAACCGGCACAGGACCUCUUCGACUUCAUCACGGAACGGGGCGCCCUGGACGAGCCCCUGGCGCGCCGCUUCUUCGCGCAGGUGCUUGCCGCUGUGCGGCACUGCCACAAUUGUGGGGUUGUGCACCGAGACAUCAAGGACGAGAACCUGCUGGUGGACCUGCGCUCGGGCGAGCUGAAGCUCAUCGACUUCGGCUCGGGCGCGGUGCUCAAGGACACGGUCUACACUGACUUUGAUGGCACUCGCGUGUACAGCCCCCCAGAGUGGAUCCGCUAUCACCGCUAUCAUGGGCGCUCUGCCACUGUGUGGUCUCUGGGUGUACUGCUCUAUGACAUGGUGUGUGGGGACAUUCCCUUCGAGCAGGACGAGGAGAUCUUGCGUGGCAGGCUAUUUUUCCGGAGGAGGGUCUCCCCAGAGUGCCAGCAGCUCAUUGAGUGGUGUCUCUCCCUGCGGCCCUCAGAGAGGCCCUCACUGGACCAAAUUGCUGCCCACCCCUGGAUGCUGGGGACAGAGGGGAGCGUUCCAGAAAACUGUGACCUUCGGCUCUGUGCCCUGGACACUGAUGACGGAGCCAGCACCACUUCCAGCAGUGAGAGCUUGUGAGGAGGAGGAGGCUGGACUCCACACUGGGGGCCUGGGCUCAGCCUAGCAAGCCCUCUUCCAGAACGAACAUUCUCUGCCUGGGAUGUCUCCUGCAAAAGCAGUGACCUCUGACCCCUGGUGACCUUUGCUCUCGGCACCGGGCCUGUUUCCUUUGCUUUGAGUGCCUUUUUGAACGCUGCUCCACAGGGCCUGGGUUUUCUUGAGCUCUUCUGUCCAAAGAUGGCUGCGGGCUGAGCAAGGUCCCGCCUGCCUUGGGUGGAUACUUGAACCAGAGACCCCUACCCUGCUGCUGCAUCUUGGAGGCAGCCUUCCUGACCAACUGUGUCUGACAUGGAGCACCCCGUGGUGCCCCCCUCCCACCCUCCAGUCUCAUGGUGUUCGUCUGGGCAUGUCUGCACAAGCAAUGCAAACGGCUGGGCCGCUGGUGCCCAUCUGCCAACCCGGGCGCGCAGCUUAGGCGUGCCAGGGUCUCUUAUUUAUGGUGUGACCACCCUGGAGGGCGCCCCUGCCCUGCUGGGGCUAUUUAUUGUUUAAUUUAUUUGCUGAGGUUACUUCCUCCAAGCAGCCCCUCCUCCAGGCCCCUGGGGUGAACAGGAGAGUCAAGGGUGGCUGUGGAGUCCACAGAGCCCACCCAUCCUGCUUCCUGCACCUGGAGUAGGUCCCCAGCCCACAUGUCUGUGGGAGGAAGAACUUGUACAGUGGCUAAUUUAAGGGAAGUGGGGGACCCUGCCACCCUGGGCACUCUUGCGCUGGGGGGGUGGGGGUGGGUUUUAAAUUAUUGACCUUGUACAGUCUGCUUGCUGGCUCUGAAAGCUGGGGUGGGGGACAGAGUCUCAAGCCCUUAAUUUAUUUUAGCAGCUGUGUUUCUGUGACCCUGGUGUGAGUAGGCAUCAGGGGAGGGGGUUGUUUAAGUUCAAGUGUGAGAUGUCUGGAAAUCAUAUUUUUUAUACAGGUAUUUCAAUUAAAUGUUUUGGUAUAUAGUG
Messenger RNA from Peromyscus californicus insignis, 3476 nucleotides. RefSeq names its product Pim-3 proto-oncogene, serine/threonine kinase (gene Pim3). Gene Ontology annotation, biological process: protein autophosphorylation; regulation of mitotic cell cycle; negative regulation of apoptotic process. The transcript is spliced from 7 exons. Gene Ontology annotation, cellular component: cytoplasm. Gene Ontology annotation, molecular function: ATP binding; protein serine/threonine kinase activity. Lineage: Eukaryota; Metazoa; Chordata; Mammalia; Rodentia; Cricetidae. The record is from RefSeq and is a predicted model, not a curated record. The coding region runs from base 1513 to 2493 and encodes 326 amino acids.